AUCCUGUUCUGCACCUACGAACAGCAUGUUCAGUCUAUUUGACAACAGUAUUCUCCUGAAUUUAAUAUCAGGUGUGCAUGUACGACCAGUAAAUUUGACUAUUUUUUUUAACGUUAUACUUGGAAUGGGAGCAGAAAUGAACCCUAACCCUUAGCUAUAGAGAUGUGUGUGUAGGCCUAUAUAUAUACUACUUUUUUCAGAAGAGAAAAUUGAUUUGAUGUGCAUUAAAUAAUAACGGUACAGUUCACAAUUUGACUAUUGGCUGUUCAUUGGCCAACGUCUCUUUAUAAAUAAAGGAAGAGAAGACUAGGUCAGUUGACCCUCCAGCCAUGUGGCUUCCACUUCUCUUUUUCCAACUGCUCCGAGUGGUGGGAUCGAACCAGCAGGUCCUCGGCUUCCUUGGAGGAAGCGUGACCCUGUCCCCUGCCCUAGAUGUGACCCAGCGGAACAUUUCCUCCAUCAAAUGGCUCAUCCUGUCCAACGACACAUGGAUCGCGACCUACCAAGGAGGGAAAACCAAGACCAACCAUUUCUGGCAGUACAGGGGAAGGCUCCACCUCGACAUUUCAUCAGGUGACCUGACGAUCAAAAAUCUGAUCAGAAAGGAUGCCAUGAAAUACGUUUUGGAAGUGGGUUUCCAAGGAGAUGAAGAAAACAGCCGCAAGUUCGUCCUCAGAGUUGAACAACGCCUCGCGCAGCCCCUGGUCACCAAGCACCACGGCUGGUCGGAGGACGGCAGCUGCAUCCUGAGGCUCCAGUGCUUCUCGCCGGACCCUUCCGUGAACUUCACCUGGAGCACCACGCCUCCCGCCACCAACCGGACCCUGGCCAAGUGGCUCCACCCACACUCCGCCUUCCUCCUGGCCACCAUGGGAGAGGACGACAAGGUCGGCUUCACCUGCAACACCACCACAGCGCUGGAGUCUGCCAGCCACACUCUUGACGUCGUGUGUGGUCGAGGUGAAAACGUUAUGGACUCUCAAACCUGUCUCUCUCUCUCUCUCUCUCUCUCUCUCUUUCUUUUUCUCUUUCUCUCUCGUUCUGAAUCAAUCCAAAGAACACACUCCAACUUUUUUUCAUGGUGUUCUCCUCGGGAGCUGCCUUGGUAUUCUGCUUGCGAUGAUAACUUAUAUCCUCAGAGAAAGAAUUGAAGCUUCUAUUUAUUUAUUAUCUCAUCGGUAAGUCAAUCUUUUUCCCUUUUGUAAAUUAUGUUGCGUGUUGUAAACUAAUUAAAAAAUCAAACUUCGUUCUAUUUUUCAGAUAAGUGAUGUCCAUCAAACAAAUUAUAUUCUUCUCUUAUAUGUAAUCUGGCAUACAGAGGGGUUUAGAUGGACGGUCCGUCGUCUCAUUUGGCUAACCGAUGUAGUGUGCUAUGUGGCUUAAAGGUCCCAUGGCAUGCUACUUUAUGGAUGCUUGUAUAUAGAUGUUAGAGGUAUUUGAACC
Gadus morhua (Atlantic cod) is the source of this 1443-nucleotide messenger RNA. RefSeq names its product CD48 antigen. Gene Ontology annotation, cellular component: membrane. The transcript has 6 exons. The record is from RefSeq and is a predicted model, not a curated record. Bases 330 to 1151 code for a protein of 273 amino acids. NCBI's taxonomy places the organism in Eukaryota, Metazoa, Chordata, Actinopteri, Gadiformes, Gadidae.